Molecule: messenger RNA, 429 nt
Organism: Entamoeba invadens IP1
Lineage: Eukaryota; Evosea; Mastigamoebida; Endamoebidae
Product: calmodulin-4, putative
Exons: 1
Coding region: 1-429 (142 amino acids)
Cellular component (GO): myosin II complex; cytoplasm
Molecular function (GO): calcium ion binding; myosin heavy chain binding
Source: RefSeq, a predicted model, not a curated record
AUGAGUGUGGACGUGUCUUCCGAGCAACUAGCAACCGUCUUCGAUAUAUUGGACGUUUCCAAAAAGGGAUUUUUAGAGCUUUCCGAUGUGAAAGAGAUUUUCAAAUCAAAAGGCAUUCAGUUGAGUGAGGAGGAUCUGGUCGACGCUUUCAAGGCUUUUGACACAAAUGGCGACCAAAAAAUUGACAGCGCCGAGUUUGUUGCGGGUCUCAGCGAAAAGUUGAAAAAAGUGUCGACUGCUGAAGAGUUGACAACUGCCUUCAAAGCAUUUGACACAGAAAACAGUGGAGUACUUGACACCAAGACUUUGACUGAGGAAUUACUGAAGAUGGAAAACCCACCUUCACAAAAGCAAAUUGACAGUCUCAAUAAAAUCGCGGCUCAGGAUGACGGGUUUCACUACGACUUGUUUGUAAAAGCUGCUUGCUAA